This is a messenger RNA of Labrus mixtus (cuckoo wrasse), 2638 nucleotides long. It is a transcript of the gene hs2st1b, whose product is annotated as heparan sulfate 2-O-sulfotransferase 1b. Gene Ontology annotation, cellular component: membrane. The coding region runs from base 489 to 1559 and encodes 356 amino acids. Gene Ontology annotation, molecular function: heparan sulfate 2-sulfotransferase activity. Lineage: Eukaryota; Metazoa; Chordata; Actinopteri; Labriformes; Labridae. The record is from RefSeq and is a predicted model, not a curated record. The transcript is spliced from 7 exons.
GACGCGCUUUAGUCAGCAGAGGCUACUUGCUGCAACAAGCUGCUGCAGGCUGCUGCUAAACAACUCUGUAGUUAAGAGUCUCCUUUGAAGAUCUCCUCUCCUCCACCCUCUCGGUUGUUUUAAACUAGAUGGACCUUCGGGGACUCCGCAGACUGCCGGCGGAGUUAAAAGCAACCGAGCCUGAAUUGAAAAUGCGAAGAAACAAGCGCUUUUAAUGAAGAAGGAGACGUGGCUUUAAAUGAGAGUUAGCGAAGAGGCUAGCUAGUUUGUUUGGCUGUCAGAGUAGGAUGAUUGUUGUGAUGGCAAGUAUCAACUUGUAGCGUUAAACUAGACACGACUGCGACAAUUAUUUUAAUGUGUUUGUAGGGACUGAACAUCUAUUGUUUCCAUAGCGACAGUAACUAAGCUCCUUAGCUGGAUUAGCAAUCAGCAGCUGAUCUGUUUAGUGGUAUUAGCGGUAUUAGCGGUAUGGUUCAUCCGGUUGUUUGAUGGGGCUUUUACGGACCAUGAUGCCGCCCAAGAUCCAGCUUUUGGCUGUUUUGGCGUUUGGAGUGGCCAUGCUCUUCAUCGAGAACCAGAUCCAGAAACUGGAGGAGUCAAGAGCCAAACUGGAACACACCAUUGCCCGACACCAGGUGGCUGAAGUGGAGCAACGUCACAGUGAAGAUUCGGGCCGGGAAUCGUCACCGCUGUCAGAAAGAGACGACAUGGUCAUCAUCUACAACAGAGUACCUAAGACGGCCAGCACAUCGUUCACCAACAUCGCCUAUGACCUGUGUGGGAAGAACCGCUUCCACGUCCUGCACAUCAACACGACCAAAAACAAUCCUGUCAUGUCUCUGCAGGACCAGGUUCGCUUUGUCAGGAACGUCACGUCGUGGAGAGGGAUGAAGCCCGGCUUCUACCACGGGCACGUAGCCUACCUGGACUUCUCCAAAUACAGUGCGAAGAGUAAGCCGAUGUACAUCAAUGUAGUGCGGGACCCGAUAGAGCGCCUGGUGUCCUACUACUACUUCUUACGUUUCGGAGACGACUACAGACCCGGACUACGACGGAGAAAACAAGGGGACAAAAAGACAUUUGACGAGUGUGUGUCAUCAGGAGGGUCCGACUGUGCUGCGGAGAAACUCUGGCUGCAGAUCCCCUUCUUCUGUGGUCAUCAUUCAGAGUGCUGGAAUGCAGGCAGCAGGUGGGCUCUGGAGCAAGCCAAGUUCAACCUGGUGAACGAGUACCUGCUGGUUGGAGUGACCGAGGAGCUGGAGGACUUCAUCAUGAUCCUGGAGGCUGCACUGCCACGCUUCUUUAAGGGGGCCACAGACCUCUACAGAACAGGAAAGAAGUCACAUCUGCGAAAGACCACCGAAAAGAAGCCCCCAACCAAAGAGACAAUCUCCAAGCUGCAGCAGUCCAACAUCUGGAAAAUGGAAAAUGAGUUUUAUGAGUUUGCACUCGAACAGUUUCAGUUUGUGCGAGCCCACGCUGUCAGGGAGAAGGAUGGAGAGCUUUUUGUCCUGGCUCAGAGCUUCUUCUACGAGAAGAUUUACCCCAAAGUGAGCUAAAAGUGCAGCUGGGCUGACGCGGGCUGCACGGGGACUUUAUGAGGACUCUUUUAGAAGUCGUAUACACUGGGAGGAGAGGACACACGAGUUCACCAAGCGAUGCCGGUGAACGUGUUUUCUGGGAUUCAAAGUUAGAGCCUGUCACAGACAAUCACUCUCAGACUGUACAGUGGAUUUUUUUUUAUGGGGAAUGUGUCUAAUUUUUGUAAUGCUGGUGCAGCUGCUGAGAAAACUUAAUGUGGAUAGACUGUCAAUCUGAAUACAGGGAAAGGAUUCAUGCCGAGGGCGAGAGGUUGAGAAAGUUCCUGAAUGUGUCUACAAACCCAAACAGAAGCAGCCUUCAGUUUAUCACGCUCUGUGUUUCUUUUUUUUUUUUUUUUUUUUUUUGGCGGACCAUUAAAAGCAAUUACUUUAUCAAGUUUAUCAAGUUUAAAACCAUAUGUCACAUUUGUCUGUCCUCUGACAGGUUUGAAUAUUAAACAAGCUCAGAAAGCUCCAUGUUAUUUUUUUUACGGUUUUGCACACUACAUUUUAAAUGCACAAGUAACAGAAGAUAAAACUGUUGAACAAAGCAGCGUUUGUACAUACUGCUCUGCUCUGCUGUGAACGUAUUCUAGGACCAAACAGACUGAAUGGACCAUAGCAUCCUUUGGUGCGUGACUCGUCAUUUUUUUUAUUCCUCUGAGAUGUUCUCAAUGUUCGGCAUCAUAUCCGUAUUUUAUCACAGAGGCCGUGUUAUGCAUCAUUUAUAUGUCAGGUAGGCUUCAGUGUUAGCCUGUGAGAGGAGCACAGCUGCAGCAGGAGGAGGAGGAAGCUCUAAUCAGAAGAAGAGGGAGUUUUAGGAGUACAGGGUUUAGCAGAGCUUUCACUUGGUCACAGGGUCGUUUCCAGGAAAGGGAGACAAACUGAGAGUGCCUUAAUCAUAAUCUACAAGACAUUUCAUUUCAGCUAAGUGACCCCUCAUCCAUAGCUUGUUUUCUUGAGUGUGUAUUCUUACAAACUUCAAUUCCUGUUUUUCAUCUGUUCACAUUUAAUCCUUUAAAACAAAACAUUGAGACAUAAACAGAUUUCUUGCCUCA